GGACCGAAGAGGCUGGCGGGGCUGGGUGGAAGGCCUAUCAACAUGGCUAGCCCUAUGGCUUCUUUGCUGCAGAGAUUUGAUAAUUCUUCUCGACUUCUUCUCUGCGCACUGAUAUCUGGACAAUGGGGGGCCAUGGCUGCCUUUCAAACUCUUCAACGGUCACUCUCUAUGGAAAAAGGAAGACAACAUUUCAAUUGGCAGGUCUUCACUGAGAAACUCUGCUCUCAAGAACCAGUGCUGGAAGAGCCCAACAAGACUCUUACCAUGAAACCAGUAUUGAUGCUGCUUCCAGUGUUGUGCCAAAGAAAUCUCUUUUCCUUGUUGCUUAUAGUACAAUCUACAGUGCCAAAGGAUUGCCUCAGCUGCCUGCUCCAGGCCUCUAGAAAAGAUCCCAAUCCAGAUUUAUGGGUACAGAGAUUAAGGGAUUUACUACAAGCGAGGAUGGAAGAGAGGAGUUUUUUUACCCCUGUCUUGCUAUCCAGCACAUGUCAACAGCAACUGAAACAUUUAUGUCAGAAGAUUAUGACCCAUACUAGCAGCAAUGCUAAUUUAGAAAGAAAAUUAAACUGGUUUGUUAAACUGGAAAAUCCUUGCUCGGUGCCAGCUGGAAAUACUUUUCAGUCUGGGUCUCAGAUCAGGAAAAAAAGAAAAGCACCUGAAGAGUCUCUGAAUCUUGAAGAAGAGAAUCAGAGGAAGAGGUCCCAACUGGAAAUUAAUUUGGAUACAGAAUUUUGUCAUCCACAGCUUGAACUGCAGGAUGUUGGAACAGAAAGCACUAAGAAUGAACUCAUGCUGGACACUUUUGGAAAUGAAGAUGUUCACUGCCUCAGCAGCGUCAAUCAGUUUUCUUUCAAAGAAGAUGAAGUAGAAAAGAGAAUUGUCGGCCAGAGUUUCAAGCAUGACCCUGUAACAGAGGUUCCUGGUCCUAUGAAAAACCAUAUAUCAAAACUUAAAGAAUUGCUGGAAAUGCAGUUUGAUUGUUCCAAUGGAACGGGCCCUCCUGAGCUACAGAUUCUGAAUGAGUGUACUCCAGAUCAGCUGGAAGAUUUAUGUUCACUGCUCAAACUCUCAGAUUGCCCAGAGAAUGAGCUUCUGCAAUUCUGCUGCUGGAUAGUAGCGCUUUCACCUGAACUUGGCUACAAGAAGGCAGCAAUACUUGCUGAAAAGCUUUUCUUACCUCGGGUUCUUUCGCUGACUGAGACAGCUUCCUGGCCUCUCACAACUGCCCUGAUGAUGUUCUGCUCCAAAUAUCCUCGCCCAGUCUGUUGCACUUUAAUUUCUUCUAUUGUGCAAGUUCCAGGGCAAGGCCUUGAACAAUUGAGAUUAGUAUGCAAGCUAAUAGAAGAAUGUUUGGAACCAGAAUGUGUGAAGCUGGUGUUCAGUCAUAUUAUAAAAGUGCCAUGGACAGAAGACCUUCUCACAGUUGUGCAUUCUUUGCUAGAAAGACAGGUGGAAUUGUCUAGUGAGCUCUUCAAUGUGUUGGUCCUUAAUCUUUGUCAGAUGGCUCAAGCGUUUGAAAGUUCAGUACAUUAUGCAAAACUGAUUCUGACUCUGUUGACCAAAUAUCAAAAUGAUGUCACAUUGGGCCACCAGCACCAUUUAUCAUGUGCCCUGGACUUUAACAAAACCAUCUUAAAGAAAUCUCUUCAGGCUGCAUUAAAGAGAGUGACUUCCAGGUGAAAAAUGUGAAACGUGAUUAAAAGAAGACGCUUGCAUAUUCCACAGAAGGAGAAAGUGAACCACUUGAAGGAGAAAGUGAACCACUUGAUUCACUGGAAUGUUUGUAGAUAUUUGAUCUUAAUGGAAAUGUUGAUUUUCCAAUGUUGAUAUCUAUGCUUGAUUCAGGCAUCUUCACUAUGGAAUAUAUUGUGUUCAUUCUUCAUGCAAACCUUUGGCAGUGUUGCCUUCAUGAAUCUGAACAGACAAGAAAAGAAAAACACCCUUUUAAAAUUAAUCUCUUAACUGACCACAUUCCAUUUUAAAUACUAUACAAGGAAAUAUGUAUAUGCAUUUGUAUUUUUGUUAUGGACUUGUAAUUUAGUGUGUACAUAUGUUUUAGUGUAGCCAAACUAACAUGUUUUUAAAAAUAACUUACUUGAAGUGCUGUCACGUCCUGAGUCUUGCUGGGCCAUGACAGAAAUCAAAGUGGGAGCAACUUUUUGCCUUCCUCUUACUGUUAUUCUAUAAAAUUACAUUCCUUAAUUAAGAAUGAGAGCAAUUGAAGGCAAGUAUGUGCCCCAGGAUAAAGUUG
This is a messenger RNA of Thamnophis sirtalis, 2251 nucleotides long. The record is from RefSeq and is a predicted model, not a curated record. Lineage: Eukaryota; Metazoa; Chordata; Lepidosauria; Squamata; Natricidae.